Dermochelys coriacea (leatherback sea turtle) is the source of this 1819-nucleotide messenger RNA. RefSeq names its product PH domain containing endocytic trafficking adaptor 1 (gene PHETA1). The transcript is spliced from 2 exons. Bases 113 to 976 code for a protein of 287 amino acids. Lineage: Eukaryota; Metazoa; Chordata; Testudines; Dermochelyidae. The record is from RefSeq and is a predicted model, not a curated record. Gene Ontology annotation, biological process: retrograde transport, endosome to Golgi; receptor recycling; endosome organization. Gene Ontology annotation, cellular component: recycling endosome; trans-Golgi network; early endosome.
GAGGAGGAGCCGGCGCCAGCCCCAGCCCCAGCCCCAGCCGGGGGAGGCAGGAGCGGCGCGGAGGGAACAAAGGAGCCGGGCGCAGGCAGCGGCGCGCAGAAGCCUCGGCACCAUGAAGCUGAACGAGCGGAGCCUGGUGUUCUACGCCACCUGCAACUCCCCCGCUGACAACGCCGGCUUCCUCUUCAAGAGGGGCGAGCGGAACACGGCCUAUCACCGCCGCUGGUUCGUGCUGAAGGGCAACAUGCUCUUCUACUUUGAGGAGCGGGAGAGCCGGGAGCCGGUUGGCGUGAUCAUCUUGGAGGGCUGCACUGUGGAGCUCUGCGAGGCCGCUGAGGAGUUCACCUUCGCCAUCAAGUUUGACUGCGCCAAGUCGCGAACCUACAUCCUGGCGGCCGAGAGCCAGGCUGCCGUGGAGUCCUGGGUCAAGUCCCUGUCGCGUGCCAGCUUCAACUACAUGCGGCUGGUGGUGAAGGAGCUGGAGAAACAGCUGGAGGAGAUGCAGGGGAGCCUGGCUGGCAGCCACAGCGUCCAAAGGAGGUCACCGAUUUACCGGAAAACCAAGCCGGGGCUCUGCUUGGACCCCACGUCUCCGGCUUUGGAGCUGCCACCUCCCCGGGAGCGGCCCAUGGCGCCGGUGCCUUGCGCCCCCCUGAAAGAGAACGGCUGUGCAGUGUGGAAUAACGCUCCGUGCGUGGAUACCCUGCCAGCGGGGGACAUCCCCGGGGGCCUUGCCGACUCGGGGAACGGGAGGACGGCUGCGGGCAGCAGCCACGAGGGACGCGUGAAACCACCUCCUUUACCACCUCGCAGACGCACCUCAUCAGGCAAUAGCUGCGGCCCUGCGGCCCUGCCGGCAGACUGCCCGGUGUGCCCAGGCACGGUGAGUUUCUCCAAGCUCCACGACUGGUACGGCAGAGAGAUCACCGAGCUGAGGAGAGAAUGGCUGGAGAGCCAGGAAAGCCACAAACUGUAACGGAGGCUCUGGUGUGGGUGGCAGGGGGCUCAUUUGGAAACACUAAGUAAGCCAUCUCUGAAGUCGGCCUCGCUGCAAGUGCCACCUGAGAUGCCAUCAUGUGCUGCUAGUCCGUCAGCGGGACCGGGAACUCCUGCAUGCUGAGAAAUUUGCCUGCCUAGUGUCAUGUGCCCGGCUCCAGCAGUGAUCCCGUGGUCGCCGAGUCUUGUCUUUCCAUUCCCAGCAGUGGUUUUGAUGUGGAAGUGGAGACAGUUGCUUUUGAACUCUGCCCCUGGAUUUAGGUACCUGACCUGCUGCAUCCAAACCUGACCCGACCACUGCUGGCAAUGGACUCCAUGGCACCUUGGAGAUGAUGAGCUCUUCUGAGCCAAAGCGGCUCUGUGUCCAAACCCCUGAGGCCAGUGUCGAUCACUGAAAGUCAUUUCCUGCACUAACACAGGGCUUGGGUGCGUGCUGAUCCAGCACCACAGCUCGGGAGGGACCCACUUGGGGUUCUGAAAGCGUGUCGUUGCUUGCAGACUUUUUCUGGUCUUCCUCAAAUUAGUCUAGUGUCUGACAUCCCGUGAGCUGCUGGAGUCAGCAAAGAAUGUGCUAGAGCACCCGGGCAGCUCAAAUCGCUGCUUCCAGGUGGGAUUUCUCAUGCUCUUGAUUUUGGAGACAACAGCUGCUGAAAUCACAUAAGUGUGGAAGUAGAAGGAAGAAACUGACCGAAAUAAUUUUUUUUUUUUUUCAAUCUGAUACCUCGUGACCUGUUGCCACUUUCCAUGAUGCCAUUGGAAAGCUGGGACCCCAUUUAACAUUGGCCUAAAUAAUUCUCUUUCUUGCCCUCCUAGUUUGUGUGUA